Molecule: messenger RNA, 3554 nt
Organism: Daphnia pulex (common water flea)
Lineage: Eukaryota; Metazoa; Arthropoda; Branchiopoda; Diplostraca; Daphniidae
Gene: Hr3
Product: probable nuclear hormone receptor HR3
Exons: 13
Coding region: 840-3173 (777 amino acids)
Biological process (GO): regulation of transcription by RNA polymerase II
Cellular component (GO): nucleus
Molecular function (GO): nuclear receptor activity; RNA polymerase II cis-regulatory region sequence-specific DNA binding; zinc ion binding
Source: RefSeq, a predicted model, not a curated record
CACUCCGCCCUCCUAUUCAGUUGGUGUCCGACCGUCGACCGGGUCGCAUCUCUUCGUGCGUGUCCCCCCACUUCGUGUUCUCCUCCCUCCUUUUUCGACCAUUUUUUUUUCUUUUUUUUUCUUUUUUUUUUUUUUCCUUUUUUAAGUUUAUUUUUCGGUUUUUGUUGAACAUCUUUUUUCAACCCUUUUUGUUAUUCAUUUAACUCUGGCAAAUCAAACACGAAUUUGGGCGAUCGACAAUUUAUCACGUGUGUUGGUUCCAAGUGUGUGUGCGAGUGAAGUGAGUGUGUGCUGCUACACAGCAUCUUGUUUUUUCUUCAUUUGAUUAUCGACAAAAGAGAAGCGAAUCUAAAAUAAGAUUCGAUUUCGUCUCACUAAAUUGACCCCAACACCAAUCAAGUCGAUGGACUUGAUCGUCGUUCAGAGGGAGCUCGACUCUUCACCGCCAUCCAGGAAACGACGACAACAACGGCAAUGAAUUCCAUCGGCGGCGGGUGAAUCUGUCCGUUCUCGGGGUGGGGCUGGCCCAGCUUAAGAGCGCACCUGUACGAGUUUUAAGCCGUUUGCAAGGAUUGAGAGCAGGUGUUUUGUUUGUUGUUGGAGAGAGAGAGAGAAAAGAGAGAAGAGGAAGAAGAAGAAGCAGUUGGGGUUGUAUUCGUUAAUUUGAAGAAACCCACAAAAGGUCCAGCUCGGGUUGAGCUCCCACCCCAACAACAGCGCGGACUCUCUUUUUUCUUCACAACUACUUGACGGACACAAAACAGAAACCCUUGAAAUUUUUGAAAAAAUAAGUGCGUGAAAUAAUUAAAAAACACUUUUCAUUGCUGUGUGAUCUCGCGAUGAUGGAAGCUCCGGCCGUUCCGGGUGCCAAUCCGCAUCAUUCGAUGGAUAUUCUCGAUGAGAUUUUCGGCAGUGAAUGGUCGGCUGGCCAACAACAGGCAGCCGACAGUCAACAACAACAACAACGAUUAUUAGUUGGUGGUGUCGAUACACGGACCGAAUUGGUGGUGCGCCGUAAAGGUGGUGGUGGUGGUGAAUCAGGAGGUCAACCUCCUCCCGGUGUGCCUCCGCCUCUCCAAUCGAUCCACCAACACCACCACCAGCAACAACAACAACAACAUCCGCCAACGUGCCUGACUCCCGGCCCGACGUUGAGCCAACAUUCGACGACGGUCGAGUCUUGUUUCUCACCGGCCGCUCCCAGCAGCCAAGAGACGAGCAGCGUCGUCGACGACAACGACAACGAAGCCCAAGACAUUAGCGAGCACGAACACAACAACCACAACAACCUCCAAAGCAAAGCCGGAUCCGAUUUUGCCGCCGAUACAACAACACCGCCGCCCAGAAGAAAUAGUAACAAUUCCAUCAGAGCGCAAAUUGAGAUCAUCCCGUGCAAGGUGUGCGGCGACAAGAGUUCGGGCGUCCAUUAUGGAGUCAUCACCUGCGAGGGCUGCAAGGGUUUCUUCCGGCGGUCGCAAAGUUCCGUCGUCAACUACCAAUGCCCGAGACAAAAGAAUUGCGUCGUCGAUCGCGUCAACCGCAACCGAUGCCAAUACUGCCGCCUACAGAAAUGCCUGGCACUCGGCAUGUCCAGAGAUGCGGUGAAAUUCGGUCGGAUGUCGAAGAAGCAGCGGGAAAAGGUGGAGGAUGAGGUGCGUUACCAUCGGGCGCAAAUGAAAGCCCAGCAAGCGGAAACGUCGCCCGAUAGUAGCGUCUUUGACAACCAACAGCCGUCGUCGUCUGACCAACUGGCGCCCUACACCGGCGGGUAUUCCAGUUAUGGUGGUGACAUGAGCCCCUACACGCCGUCCGGUUACGGAUUCACGCCGACGCCACACACGAAUCAAGGCAACGUGCCCGGUGGCGGAAGCGGCGGCGGAGGUGCCGGCGGAGGAAACGGCGGAGGAAGCAGCAUGAGUAGUGGAGGUUACGAUAUUAGCGGCACGACGGAUUAUGUGGAUAGCACAACCUUCGACCCUCGACAGACGCCCAUCGAACCGUUGCCGGACAGCAAUUUGGUUUCGCCUGUCGUUUCCACCGGCUCUUCCGCAAAAAUGAUGAUGCCCGACUAUCCGGGCGGAGUGACGCACUUUCUGGCCAAGAAUCCACGGCCUGGUCCCGAUCCCGGUGGAGGUCGCAACGGUGGUGCUAGCAACAGCGGACCUUCGGUCGUCCUCAGUGGUGGUGGUGGUGUUGGUGGUGGUUGUAACACUAGUCUCGGUCAAGUUCAUCUGAACGACCGGUCAUCAUCUGCUGCUUGUCAACAACAACACCAAACUUCUUACCCAAGGCCUCCUCCUCUUCCUCCUUCUGCUACUGGCGCACUGAUGGUGACGGCUGGGAGCAGUAACAAUGGCAGCAAGGUUGCGACCACUUCGACGCCUGACGUCGAUGACGAAGAGUACUUUGAACCGAAUCCCGUUCAGAUCUCAGAACUGUUGGCCAAGACCAUCGGCGACGCUCACAGCCGGACGUGUCUCUUCAGCGGGGAGCACAUCGCCGACAUGUUGCGCAAACCGCAGGAUAUUUCUAAAGUGCAUUAUUACAAAAACAUGGCACAAGAGGAGCUCUGGUUAGAGUGCGCCCAAAGAUUGACGGCUGUUAUUCAGCAAAUUAUCGAAUUUGCCAAAAUGGUUCCCGGAUUCAUGAAACUUUCUCAGGAUGAUCAGAUUGUUCUUCUGAAAACAGGGAGCUUUGAGCUGGCCGUUUUGCGGAUGAGUCGCUACUACGACCUGAGCCAGAACGCGGUGCUGUUCGGCGACACGCUCCUGCCGGUCGAGGCUUUUCUAACGCCGGAUUCAGUUGAGGCCAAAUUGGUUUCGGCUGUUUUUGAAUUUGCCAAAAGCCUGGCCGAACUGAAGCUCAGUGAGAUCCAGUUGGCGCUCUACUCCGCCUUCGUCCUCCUCUCAAGUGAUCGAAUGGGACUAAGGGGUACACUGGAAAUCCAGCGGCUUGGCCAAGCCGUUUUACGGGCGUUGCGUCUCGAACUCUCUCGUACGCAUCGAACUCCUUUGAAAGGCGACAUCUCCGUGGCCGAUUCCCUGGCCGCCAGACUUCCGGCCCUUAGGGAAAUCUCCGGACUUCACAUGGAGGCGUUGGCCAGGUUCAAACGAGCCACGCCUCAUCUGGAAUUCCCAGCCCUGCACAAGGAACUUUUUUCCGUGGAUAGUUAGACCUCAAAGAGUUCAGUGGACGAGCGGGAAUGUCGACCACGCACGUCAACACUGAACACCCCACACACACACACACACACAAAAGAAACUUAGAGAUAACACAUGGAAAGAAGAAGAAGACAUUUUUAAGGCAUGGGAAAAUGAGGAAUUAAAAAAAAAUCAGUGAAACCACCGGAUUCUUCUCUUUUUAUAUCUUUUAUAUAUCAUGUUUUCAUUUUAUUUGUCUGUUUACAAAUUUCCAAUGUGUGUGUGUGUGUGUGUGUGUGUGUAAAUGCCGACAUACCGCCGUUUUAGAGCCCAUUUUUCAGUUUCCAUUGGCAAAUUUCAACCUAAAAAACUUUAAAAAGAAAAAUUAUUUGAUUUAAUCGGACAACAGACAGA